UGCUUUCGGCCCAAAUAUAAAAAAUUGAAUGAUAGCGAUCUUGGUCUCUGCAGUCUCCGGUUUUGAUUUUACACGCAUCAGCUUCUUUGUGGAGUCUGGGCGUUGCACUGCGAGGCUGCGGCUGUGCCCCGACGAAUCGAAAGUACAAGAAUACCGCAGUGCUGAAGCUCAGAAGUAGAGCAGAAGAUGAGUGACGAGAAGGAUGCUUUUUAUGUUGUUCGGAAGGGAGAUGCCGUCGGAGUGUAUAAAAGCAUAAGUGAUCUUCAAUCCGUUCUUCGAUCUUCUGUAAAUGAUCCUUCUAUAAGGGUAUUUAAAGGUUAUGGUUUGUCUAAAGAAGCUGAAGAGUAUCUCUCAUCUCAUGGACUCAAGAAUGCAAUUUAUUGUAUUGAUGCGGGUGCUGUAAAUGAUGAUCUCUUUGGCCAGCUUAUGGCUUGUCCUUUUCGGGAACCUAAUUCUUCUAAAGAUAAAUCUGCUACCAAGAAUCAUUCAGAUAAGAGGUCACAGGAGGAUGUCGCAUCAGUUUCACUUGCAGCAAAUUCUCAGAUAAAGCACGCAAAAUUAGACAAUUUCCUCCAAGUUCCUCCAAUUUCUUCUUAUUGUUGUUCGUGUAUUUUGGAGUUUGAUGGUGCUUCAAAGGGAAAUCCUGGGCAGGCUGGUGCGGGGGCUGUAUUACGGGCUGCAGAUGGCAGCAUGGUAUUCAAAUUGCGGGAAGGUGUUGGUAUUGCGACUAAUAAUGUUGCCGAAUAUCGAGGGGUAAUUUUGGGGUUGAAAUAUGCCCUCCAGAAAGGGUUCAAACAUAUACGUGUUCAGGGAGACUCUAAACUUGUUUGCAUGCAGGUUCAGGGUUUAUGGAGAACCAAAACUCAAAACAUGACUGAGUUAUGUAAGAUUGCCAAAGAGCUCAAGGAUCAAUUUAUAUCUUUCGAAAUUUGCCAUGUUGAAAGAGACUACAAUGCUGAAGCUGAUGCCCAAGCGAACCUGGGAGUGCAUCUAAAGAGUACUGGUGAAGUUCAAGUGGAAUGUGACAUGAAACAAUGAACUAAUGCUUGGAGGAAUGAAUGAAUGUUUGGAUCGUUGCUUGUUGAAAUCCUCUAAUGCCUUCGCAUAAAAAACAUGUAUAUAUCUGUUCUCUGGGAAUGUGUCGUGCAUAUAAAUUGUGUUUGUCUGUGGAUUUAUUUUUGGGUUUGGAUAACAUUAGAACUUUGAAUUUUAGAUAUAAAUAAAAAAUAAAAUUGAUUGUUUAAUUUGA
Andrographis paniculata is the source of this 1249-nucleotide messenger RNA. RefSeq lists its product as uncharacterized. Bases 187 to 1038 code for a protein of 283 amino acids. Lineage: Eukaryota; Viridiplantae; Streptophyta; Magnoliopsida; Lamiales; Acanthaceae. Gene Ontology annotation, molecular function: nucleic acid binding; RNA-DNA hybrid ribonuclease activity. The transcript is spliced from 10 exons. The record is from RefSeq and is a predicted model, not a curated record.